AAAAUAACAGUAGGCAAAUAUCUUCUAUCUUAUAUUGCAUGUAAUGUUAUUUUUUUCCCACUUUCUUCAGACAUCUCGUGGUGAAUUUGACUCUAGUGAAUUUGAAGUUAGAAGACGUUAUCAAGAUUUCCUGUGGUUGAAGGGAAGACUUGAAGAAGCACAUCCCACUCUGAUUAUUCCUCCAUUGCCAGAAAAGUUUAUAGUAAAAGGAAUGGUGGAACGCUUCAAUGAUGACUUCAUUGAGACACGGAGAAAGGCAUUGCAUAAAUUUUUGAACCGAAUUGCUGAUCAUCCAACUUUAACAUUUAAUGAAGACUUCAAAGUUUUUCUUACUGCACAAGCGUGGGAACUCUCUUCUCACAAGAAGCAAGGGCCUGGAUUGCUAAGCCGGAUGGGGCAGACAGUCAGAGCUGUUGCAUCCUCAAUGAGAGGAGUUAAAAACCGCCCAGAAGAGUUCGUGGAUAUGAAUAACUUUAUUGAAACAUUUAACCAGAAAAUAAAUUUGAUUGAUAAAAUAUCUCAGAGAAUUUACAAGGAAGAAAGGGAAUAUUUUGAGGAAAUGAAAGAAUAUGGCCCAAUUCAUAUUCUGUGGUCGGCAUCAGAAGAGGAUCUGGUUGAUAGCCUAAAAGGUGUUGCCGGCUGCAUUGACAAAUGCUGUAAGGCCACUGAAAAACGGAUGUUUGGACUCUCAGAGACGCUGCUGCCUGUUGUACACGAGUAUGUGCUUUAUAGUGAAACGUUAAUGCUUACAGAAGAGAUUGGAAAACUUGAAGAUAAAGUAGAAUGUGCUAAUAAUGCCCUGAAAGCAGACUGGGAAAGAUGGAAACAAAAUAUGCAAAAUGAAAUCAAGUCAGCAUUUACGGAUAUGGCCGAGGAGAAUAUCAGCUAUUAUGAACAGUGCCUUGCUACAUGGGAAUCCUUCCUUACAUCACAGACUGACCUCCACUUGGAAGAAACCUCUGAAGAUAAAUCUUAAUCCCAUUGAGGACUUCUGUGUGAUCUUUGGGAGACAGCAUCUAUCAACCAAAGUUAUUCAUUCUGGAUGGACUGUGUCUGCCAUAAAGUGGAUGAAAAAAAGUUUUACACUAUCUGGAAAAUCAACAACUUGAAAACUCAGGUAUUCCAGGUCAUUGACAUGAAUUUGAAUAUAUAUAUAUAUAUUCAUAUAUAUAUAUAUAUA
This is a messenger RNA of Trichechus manatus latirostris (Florida manatee), 1180 nucleotides long. It is a transcript of the gene SNX7, whose product is annotated as sorting nexin 7. Gene Ontology annotation, molecular function: phosphatidylinositol binding. Gene Ontology annotation, cellular component: early endosome; phagophore assembly site. The record is from RefSeq and is a predicted model, not a curated record. Gene Ontology annotation, biological process: endocytic recycling; autophagy of mitochondrion; reticulophagy. NCBI's taxonomy places the organism in Eukaryota, Metazoa, Chordata, Mammalia, Sirenia, Trichechidae. The transcript has 6 exons. The coding region runs from base 44 to 976 and encodes 310 amino acids.